AAGCAGGAGGAGCUGGCUUGGGCAGUUUGUAUGAGUCGGGGAGGUUCUGGGGAUUUAUUUUUGAUUUACAUUAACCAGCGUCCAGGGCUAAAAGAAAACCAACAAAACCCACCUUUAACAAUUUCCAGUUGAACAGAGACGCAGCCUCCCCCGGGCUAGUGCUGAUGGGUUUGUUGUGCUUAGAACCGGGGAGCUGAGUGCACUGGGAAACAUACAACUGAUCCUGAUAUUCGGCCCUACUCCUCGACUGUCCCCGGUGGUAUAGGCAAAUUGAGUGUUAAAAAAGGGGAAAGACCGCCAGCAACAUGUCAACUGUACAUACCACAGUAUCAGACAUCCGCACCAGGGCAGAAGGUUACGAAAAACCAGAUGAUGUUUCUGAAAAAACGUCUCUCGCUGAUCAAGAAGAAUCCAGAAUAAUUUUCAUUAACCAGCCUCAGCUGACCAAAUUCUGUAACAAUCAUGUCAGCACUGCAAAAUAUAACGUCAUAACCUUCAUGCCAAGAUUUCUGUAUUCCCAGUUCAGAAGAGCAGCCAACUCCUUUUUCCUGUUCAUUGCACUUCUCCAGCAAAUUCCAGAUGUAUCUCCAACUGGUCGUUAUACAACAUUGGUUCCCCUCUUGUUCAUUUUAGCUGUUGCAGCAAUAAAAGAAGUUAUAGAAGAUAUUAAAAGACAUAAAGCUGACACUUAUGUGAACAAGAAAAAAACACAAGUACUGAGAAAUGGUGCUUGGGAGAUUGUACAUUGGGAAAAGGUGACUAUAGGGGAAAUAGUGAAAGUUACCAAUGGGGAACAUCUCCCAGCUGAUCUCAUCAGUCUUUCGUCAAGUGAACCUCAAGCUAUGUGCUACAUUGAAACUUCAAAUCUCGAUGGAGAAACAAAUUUGAAAAUACGACAGGGUCUUGCUCUGACAUCUGAAAUGAAAGACAUAGAUACAUUAAUGAGACUGAGCGGCAGAAUCGAGUGUGAAAGUCCUAACAGACAUUUGUACGAUUUCAAUGGAAACCUCAGACUGGAUGGACAUGGUACUGUCCCAUUGGGGCCGGACCAAAUACUACUGAGAGGAGCUCAAUUAAGAAAUACUCAGUGGGUCCAUGGUAUAGUUGUUUACACUGGACAUGAUACUAAGCUCAUGCAGAAUUCAACAAGACCUCCUCUCAAACUAUCAAAUGUAGAGCGAAUAACCAACAUCCAAAUUCUGCUCUUGUUUGCGACUCUUAUAACAAUAUCGUUAAUAUGUUCCAUUGGCUCAUCUAUAUGGAAUGCCAGACACGAAGAACAUGACUGGUACCUCAAUUUGAACUAUGGAGGAGCUAGCAACUUUGGACUGAAUUUUUUAACGUUUAUCAUUCUCUUCAACAAUCUCAUACCCAUCAGUUUGCUGGUUACUUUGGAGGUGGUAAAAUUUAUUCAGGCGUACUUUAUUAAUUGGGAUGUGGACAUGCACUAUGAGGCCACUAAUACAGGUGCUAUGGCACGAACAUCAAACCUUAAUGAAGAACUAGGACAAGUAAAAUACAUCUUUUCUGACAAAACUGGGACCCUAACCUGCAAUGUUAUGCAAUUUAAGAAGUGUACAAUCGCAGGAAAUGCCUAUGGCCAUUGUCCAGAGCCAGAGGAAAAAGACAGUAUCUCUAGGGAAGAGUCUUGGCAGGAUAUCCAAAGUGACGAAGAGAGUCUGGACUUCCAUGAUGCAUCUCUCCUAGAGAAUCUUGAAAGUAAUCAUCCAACUGCACCAGUGAUAUGUGAAUUCCUAACAAUGAUGGCAGUAUGUCACACUGCUGUGCCUGAGCGCGAUGGAGAUCAGAUCAUUUAUCAAGCGUCCUCACCUGAUGAAGCUGCCCUGGUCAAAGCAGCGAAACAGCUACGGUUUGUUUUUACUGGCAGGACACCCAAUACAGUAAUUAUUGAGUCUCUUGGUCAAGAAGAAAAAUUUGAGUUGUUAAAUGUCCUGGAAUUUACAAGUAAUCGGAAACGUAUGUCUGUGAUCGUUCGUAAUUCAGCAGGGAAAAUAAGAUUGUACUGCAAAGGAGCUGACACAGUCAUUUAUGAUCGUUUAGCUGAAACUUCAAAGUACAAAGAAAUUACUUUAAAACAUUUGGAACAGUUUGCUACAGAAGGUUUAAGAACCCUUUGCUUUGCGGUUGCUGCAAUUCCAGACAGUGCAUAUGAAGAAUGGUUGAAUGUCUACCACAGAGCAUCCACUUCUAUACAGAAUAGAUCUUUGAAAAUGGAAGAGUGUUAUGAAUUAAUAGAAAAAAACCUUCAUUUACUUGGAGCCACAGCCAUUGAAGAUAAACUACAAGACCAUGUGCCAGAAACAAUAGAGACACUAAUGAAAGCUGACAUCCGAAUUUGGAUUCUGACAGGGGAUAAACAAGAAACUGCAAUUAAUAUUGGUCAUUCAUGUAAACUGCUAACAAAAAACAUGGGACUAAUAGUUAUCAAUGAAGGCUCCCUUGAUACCACUCGAGAAGUAUUAAGUCAUCACUGCAGUAAUCUUGGCGACUCUCUGAGAAAGGAAAAUGACUUUGCUUUAAUUAUUGAUGGGAAAUCAUUGAAGUAUGCUUUAACAUUUGGAGUACGACAGUAUUUCCUAGAUCUUGCACUUUCAUGUAAAGCAGUUAUAUGCUGCAGAGUAUCCCCGCUUCAAAAAUCCGAAGUUGUAGAUAUGGUGAAAAAACAAGUGAAAGUUAUUACUCUGGCUAUUGGAGAUGGAGCAAACGACGUGAGUAUGAUUCAGACUGCACAUGUUGGAGUUGGUAUAAGUGGGAACGAAGGACUUCAAGCUGCUAAUUCUUCAGAUUACUCCAUAGCACAGUUUAAAUAUCUGAAGAAUUUACUGCUGGUUCAUGGGGCCUGGAACUACAAUAGAGUUUCCAAGUGCAUUUUGUACUGUUUCUAUAAGAACAUAGUGUUGUAUAUCAUUGAGAUCUGGUUUGCAUUUGUGAAUGGAUUUUCUGGCCAAAUUCUGUUUGAAAGAUGGUGCAUAGGUCUUUAUAAUGUGAUGUUCACUGCACUCCCUCCUUUAACCCUUGGAAUAUUUGAACGGUCCUGUCGGAAAGAGAAUAUGCUAAAGUAUCCAGAGCUAUACAAGUCUUCUCAAAAUGCACUAGAUUUCAAUACUAAGGUUUUUUGGGUUCAUUGCCUGAAUGGCCUUUUCCACAGCGUUAUCCUGUUUUGGUUUCCAUUAAAAGUUCUUCAGCAGGGUACUGUGUUUGGAAAUGGAAAAACCUCAGAUUAUCUUUUCUUGGGCAACAUUGUUUAUACGUUUGUAGUGAUAACGGUGUGUUUGAAAGCCGGAUUAGAGACCUCAUAUUGGACCUUGUUCAGUCAUUUGGCUAUUUGGGGAAGCAUUGUUCUAUGGAUUGUUUUCUUUGGUAUCUAUUCCUCCUUGUGGCCUGCCGCUCCUAUUGCACCUGACAUGUCUGGAGAGGCGGAUAUGCUAUUCAGUUCAGGACUUUUCUGGAUGGGCGUUAUCUUUAUCCCUAUAACAUCCUUGCUUCUUGAUGUAUUUUACAAAGUUGUAAAACGAACAAGUUUUAAGACCUUAGUUGAUGAAGUUCAAGAGCUUGAGGCUAAGUCGCAGGAUCCCGGCGCUGUUGUGCAUGGGAAGAGCCUGACCGAAAGGGCGCAGCUGUUAAAAAAUGUCUUUAAGAAGAACACUGUGAACUUGUAUCGCUCUGAAUCUGUGCAGCAAAAUCUGCUACAUGGAUAUGCAUUCUCACAAGAUGAAAAUGGAAUUGUUUCACAAUCUGAAGUCAUCCGCGCAUACGACACAACAAAGCAAAAACCUGAAGAAUGGUGAAUUCCAGUUGUAAUAAGUGUGCAACAAUGCCAUGCCUUUAGUACUGGGUCACAAGAUCUUGUGUGAUAUAAAAGAAGGAAAUAGCAAAAGAUUUUAUUUAGAAGCUUCAAAAAAAGAUCUGUGCUCACAUUUUUCAUAUUUUGUAAUAAAAAAAAAUGUUUUAAAAUACAUGGUUAACAUCCAGUAAUUAGAAAUUGGCAUCACUAUUUUAAUCUUGACAAUCAUAAGCUAAAAUAUCACGUUGCUUGUCAAGAGUGUCAACUGUUGUAAACCUGUUUCAAUGUUAAAGAUCAAGAAUGAAGACCUUUUCUGCUGCUUUUGGUGACCAAUGAGAUUUUGGAACUUGAAAGACGACUAGUUUGCAAAGCUAAUGUUUUGCAUAAAUAGAACAGUGGGAAAGAUUGUGGUAUUGAUAAUCAAAAUUCUAUUCAGCUAGAACAUUUCCAAUGGGAUUAGCUUUCCUCACUGGUAUCACCACCGCUCAGAGGGUUAUGUGUCAAACUAUUUUAAUAAAUGUGUUUGCCAAAGAAGCUGAAUAGAUGCUUUUUCUCAUAGCAAUGUUAUAUAGUCCUGGAAGAAAUUUCAAGCUGAUGUAAAAUGUGCUAUAUAAAUUUGCUUGAAUACUUGGAAAUGUAAAAAAAAAAAAGAAAGAAAAAAGAAAAAGUUGGAAGAUGUUAGACUCUGUCCACUUGCCUUAAUGGCACUUGUUUUUAUUAUCUGUGACAUUUUACACCUUUAGCCUUAUUCAUGAUUUUAGUUUGUCCUGCAUUUUAAAAAUGCGAACAUUUUGAAUAUACUUAUUGAAGCUUGUUUUGCCAUGUACUAUGAUUGUCACAAAUUUCAGUCCAUCUUACAUUAUAUUUUUUAUCCUUUUGAUUAAAAAACCUAAUAAGAUUUGAACCUUUCAAUAUUUUCAAGUACCAUUGUUCCCAAUUUUUUCUUAAACUAAUAUUUUUAAUAUCUCCCUAAAAUAAAUGAGUGUAAUAAUUGUAAAUGACAGCUAGAUCUUGCCUACAACAUUUUAACUGGUAUAUUAGAAAAUUAUGUUUGAUUCUGAAUUCAAUAUUUUUUAUCACAAAAUUAAAUUCUAAAAUGUUUUUAUUAUUUUAUGUAUUUUAGUUUUAAUGUGCUAUAAGGUUCCAUUCUUUUUGUUGUAUUGUUUUGUUACAUAGCCUAAGCUGUAUCUUUAUAUCUAAAUAAUUUUAUUUUAAUAAUAUAUUUUAGGUUUUAAUAAUUUAACUAAAUCUAAAAAAAAUGCCCUGCUGAUUCAGAAAACAUUUGUAACAAAAUGUAACAUUUGAUGUUUACUUUAAACAUAUUUAUAGUUACACAAUUAAUCAUUGUUUUUAUAUAAACUAAAGUAUUAUAAUUCUGUUUAUUAUACACAUUUUAACAAUGUUGUUCUCCAGAAUAAUAUAUAUAGGCAAUGCCAAAUUUACUAUAAUCUCAUAAUACAGCUUCUUACACACAUAAAGUCUCUGUUGCCAUUCCAAAUAAUGCAGGUGCACUUAGACAAUGUACCAGUUUGUUGUCUUGCAUUGUAAUUUGAAACAUGUUAUGUAUUAAAGUAGCUGCACUUUUCUCUUUGUAGUUUUGGAUGUGCUCUGAGUACUAUUGUCAAAGAUCUCCACAACAAAUUAGAAAUUUAAGAAAAAUACCCCAAUAUAUUUUGAACUAAAGUGCAAAUUUAUGUAUGAAGCAAUUUACACAAUUUUAAUUUAAUAUUUCUUAAGACAUCACAUAAACUACAACUUAAAAUAUUUUGUACAUAUGAACCAAAUUGGAUCAUGGUGGACUCCAUUAAGUGCCUGAAUAGAGAUUCUAUAUAUUCAGUUUUCAGUUUCACAUCCAGUAUGAACAAAGUGUCUACAUUGUCCAAAAAGUAAACCAUCUGUUAAGAGAGAUAUCUAUAUAUUCUGUAUAUACUGAAUUUUAUUAGUAUAUCCACAUGGCACAUAUAGUGUCCAGUAUUUUAAAUUGUCCAUGACAAUUAAACACCUUUUGCCUAUAUUAUCCUAUUAUAAAGAUACACAUGCUGUUAUAACAAAUAGCCAUUUUACAUUUGAAAAAUAUAUUAAAACUCUUAGGGAAACCAUUAUACCUAACAUGUCUUUGUCAUAACCAAAUAAUUGGUAAGAUUUUGAUAUCCAUUGUCUAGAGAAAUAAAAAAUAAGAACUGUGCUUAAAAAAAAAUAUGUUACAUUACAUUAUAAAAGAAGAUCUAUACAACAGUAUAACAUAACUGUUUUUAUUUAUUUUUUUAAGAUUUAGAAACUUUGUUCUGAUAAAAACAUUUUGAUGUUUCCAGAAGGCAAUAUAUACAAUAUACUUCCAAAUGGUUUCAUUAUACUCCUUAAUAUUCAUAAAAACAAAAAUGUGAAAUGUUUAUUAAAUAGGUUUUACAAAUGUAAAGCAUAUAAUGUUCUUAUAGUUUUAAUUAUUCCAAUGAAAUGCAAAAUUUACAUUAAAAAAAACCCCUCAGAAUGUUCAUAUUUUUAUGUCAUUCUUUUGUCGUUAAUGCAUUUUGAUUGGUGCAGCUUGACAAUGUCAUUUCUUGUCUGGCAACAUACCAUAUCAGCAUUUUAAAGUUAAAUUAUAAUCAAUUUAAAUGUCAUAACUUCAUAAUUACAUCUUUAUCUUUCAUUAUAAUCUGAUUUAUGAAGUUUACUUUAAUUAUUGCUCCACAUUUAUAGAUUUAUUUUUCUUGAGGUCUUUAAAGGUGAAAAAUCACUAUUGAAUGCUCCAGUAAAGAACGUAACUGUGUGACAGAAACCUGUAUUGCUUAUUUGCUUGCUUGACUUUGAUUUAAAUAAGUAAACACCACCUAUGACUGGGACUGGUUUUACUUUGUUCUACUGUAGUCUUCAGUGUUAAACGUCAAGAUUUCUGAAUGUAUGGGACAUCCUUUUCUUAUUUCUUAAAUUGGUUUAUCUUAUGUGGCUACGUGAAAUGCGUGAGUUUUUAGUGUAUCUGUUCUGUCUGCAUGAAAUACUUAAGUGUAUAUGCUUUAGAAUUACUUUUAUGUAAUGCAAUUUCACUCUUUUGUUCAUUCUCUGAUUUCAACGCUUGCCUUGCAUUUUGCUUUUCGCUGUGUGUGCGCAUAACAGGCUACAUUUAAACUUCUGUGUCUAGAGACAUAGAGAUAAACUGAUAUUAUUUUCUCCAACUAAAUAUUUAAUUUUCAGAUAACCAUUUAUCUUUGCACUGACUUUGAAAACACUGGACAGUUUUUUUUUUUUUCAUGAUAGUAGGUAAAUGUUGGUUAACAUUAUUGUCUUUAUUUAUACUAGAAGCCAUAAUGCAAACACUGUAUCGUUGUUUUUUUAUCUUUUGUUUUGUUUUUUAUUUAUAAUUUACAUUUAUUUACAGCAAGUAGAUCUUGGAAGUAUCUGAAUGUCAAAACCACUGAAUCAUUGCUGCUGUAAUCUGGAAUUGUGAAGCUGCAUGAAUGGAGACAUGUGUUUGUGGUACCCACCCCCUCUGGUUUUGUUUCCAAAGCCUUCCAGGCAGUAUGUUGCCAUGAGAUAUAUUGCAAACCUGCCUAGCAGCAAAGGCAUCAACUUGAAGUUCACUGCACUGUUUUUCUGUUUAAUUUUGUAUCUUUUAAUUCUAUUUAAAAUGUUAUAAUGCAGUGUUUUGUCUCGUUUAUAUUUUGUGAAUGUGCAUGUUUUAAUUAAAAUGUUAUUUUUCAAUGUUUUGUCUCAGUUGUUUAAAAUAAAAGUUUAGUUAAACAUCCAAGAA
This is a messenger RNA of Bombina bombina (fire-bellied toad), 7550 nucleotides long. It is a transcript of the gene ATP8A1, whose product is annotated as ATPase phospholipid transporting 8A1. Gene Ontology annotation, cellular component: plasma membrane. The coding region runs from base 306 to 3809 and encodes 1167 amino acids. Gene Ontology annotation, biological process: phospholipid translocation. NCBI's taxonomy places the organism in Eukaryota, Metazoa, Chordata, Amphibia, Anura, Bombinatoridae. Gene Ontology annotation, molecular function: magnesium ion binding; ATP hydrolysis activity; ATP binding. The transcript is spliced from 38 exons. The record is from RefSeq and is a predicted model, not a curated record.